AUGGCCGGUGGCUUUCUCCCUUUCGUCUCCGCCGCCUUUGGCUGGAUCUACUUCGUCGCCUGGUCCGCCUCUUUCUACCCGCAAGCGCUGCUCAACUGGCGCCGCCGGUCUACCUCCGGCACCACCGUCGCCUUUCCGUUCCUCAACUGCUUCGGCUUCACGGCGUACUUUGCCUCCAACGCCGUCUUCUACUACUCCCCCGUCGUCCGGGCGCAGUACGCCGCCCGCCACGGCGGCCUGACCCCGACCGUCCAGUUCAACGACAUCGUCUUCGCCCUCCACGGCCUCGUCCUCAGCCUCAUCGUCACCUCGCAGUACUUCUUCGCCAGGUCGCUAUGGGGGUUCGCACCGAGCCGAGGCGCCAGCCCUAGCCGGCCCAUCCUGGGCAUCAGCGCCGGCUGCGUGGCCGGGGUCGUCGUGACCGUCCUCGUCGUCCUCUUGUCCCCGGGCACCGGCGACCCGGCCGUCGACUGGUGCGAGCUCGACGUCGUCUACGCCGUCGGCUACGUCAAGGUCGUCGUCACCCUCGUCAAGUACACCCCGCAGAUGGUCGCCAACUACCGCAACAAGAGCACAAAGGGUUGGAGCAUCUGGCAGAUCCUCCUGGACGUGCUCGGCGGCGUCCUGAGCGUCGCCCAGCAGGGGAUCGACAGCUACCUCCAGCACGACUGGAGCGGCAUCACCGGCAACCCGGUCAAGUUCGUGCUCGGCAACGCGAGCAUGGCGUACGACGGCGUCUUCAUCUGGCAGCACUAUGUGCUCUACCCAGAGCGGCCGGCGAAUGCCACGGAGGACGAGGAGCGUCGGCUGCUGGGCGAGGACGCCGAGAGAAGGAUAGACUGA
Molecule: messenger RNA, 843 nt
Organism: Clonostachys rhizophaga
Lineage: Eukaryota; Fungi; Ascomycota; Sordariomycetes; Hypocreales; Bionectriaceae
Source: the annotation of a GenBank genome assembly